AGGUGGCUCCUUUUUAUACCAUUCCUCUUCUUCUUCUUCCUCCUCCUCCUCAAUUAUCUCUUUGCAAUAGUUCUCAACAAGUUAAAGACCUUUCCUUUUUUCUUUAAAGGCGUUGUCGACACCUCUAUCAACUUUCGACCAUCAAUUGAAGCUACAAAGAUAUCAAAAAUGAGCAAAACAAGAACUUCUAACAACAAAAUUCCUAAACAACGAUCCGCGGACACCUCUUCCUUCGCCACCAACCCCUUCGAUUCCGACUCAGAACUCGAUCGCAGUUAUACUAAGUCGGCACGAGCUUCCUCCGUUCCUUCGGUUAAUGUAGAUGAAGGGAGAAGCACUUCUACCUCAUCUUCGGGCUUCUCUUCUGCGAGAAGCAAAUACAAGAACGACUUUCGCGACGACGGCGGCAUAGAGAACCAGUCCGUGCAGGAGCUCGAGAGCUACGCGGCGUAUAAGGCCGAGGAGACUACGGAGAGAGUGAAUGGGUGUUUGAGGAUUGCUGAGGAGAUGAGAGAAGGUGCUUCGAGGACUCUUGUGACAUUACACCAGCAGGGUCAGCAGAUUACAAGGACACACAUGGAUGCAGUUGACAUUGAUCAUCAUCUUACCAGGAGUGAAAAGCUUCUGGGGAGUCUUGGAGGGAUUUUCUCCAAGAAAUGGAAGCCGAAGAAAAAUCGCGAGAUCAAGGGGCCUUUUCUAUCCAGAGAUGAUUCUUUUAUACGAAAGGGUAGUCAUUUGGAGCAGAGACAAAGGUUGGGAUUAACCGAUCCUUUGCCCCGAUCGAAUCCUCGACGUUCAGCGACCGAACCUGCAUCUGCGCUGGAGAAAGUUGAGAUCGAGAAGGCGAAGCAGGAUGACGCACUUUCAGAUCUGAGUAAUGUAUUAGUCGAGCUGAAAGGCAUGGCUAUUGACAUGGGUUCCGAGAUUGAGAGGCAAACUGCAGCUCUGGGCAAUAUGGAGCCCGAAAUCGACGAACUAAACUUCCGAGUGAGAGGAGCAAAUGUUCGGGCACGACGUCUGCUUGGGAAAUAGAUAAUGCGAAGAAAAAAAAUAAAUUUACACACAUUCAUGUAUACUGAAGUAUUUCAGUAUAUCUCUUCUGAUUUUGGUGAGACAGUUUUUGAUCUGUUGUGAAAUCAUUUUGAGGUCUGUUUACACUAUACAUCUUGUUGCUGUUAUUCAUGUACAAACAUAUGCGUCCAUGUGUGAUAACAUAGCAAAUUCUUGUUGUAAUAUGAUACUG
Molecule: messenger RNA, 1243 nt
Organism: Ananas comosus (pineapple)
Lineage: Eukaryota; Viridiplantae; Streptophyta; Magnoliopsida; Poales; Bromeliaceae
Product: SNAP25 homologous protein SNAP33-like
Exons: 6
Coding region: 169-1032 (287 amino acids)
Cellular component (GO): plasma membrane; SNARE complex
Molecular function (GO): SNAP receptor activity
Source: RefSeq, a predicted model, not a curated record